Molecule: messenger RNA, 1020 nt
Organism: Fraxinus pennsylvanica
Lineage: Eukaryota; Viridiplantae; Streptophyta; Magnoliopsida; Lamiales; Oleaceae
Source: the annotation of a GenBank genome assembly
AUGGAGGAGAUGAAGAAGAGGAAGCUAGAAGAAACCGAUAACGAUCAAUUGCUACCGAACUUGAACGAAACGGCGCCGUCCACAACUGUGGAAGAAUUGCGUUCGCUUCUCGACCCGCUCGCUAAACCCCAACUCGUCGAUCUUCUCUCUAAAUUGGGGUUCCAAUAUCCUUCUAUUGCUGAAGAAAUUAAAAGUGUUGCAAGUGCUGAUCCGGCCCUUCGAAAGCUUUUUGUCCGUGGUUUAGCCUGGAAUACUACUUCAGAAACAUUGUGUGCUGCAUUUCAAGAGCAUGGUGAAAUUGAAGAGGGUGCUGUGAUAUUCGACAAGGCCACAGGAAAGUCACGUGGUUAUGGUUUCAUUACCUACAGAGACAUGGAGUCAGCCCAAAGAGCUUUGAAAGCCCCUGGCAAAAUGAUAGAUGGUCGCAUGGCUGUUUGUAAUCUUGCCAGUGAGGGCUUUACCGGCCCCAGUACUGCACCUGAUCAAGCCCAGAGGAAGCUUUAUAUUGGCGGAUUAUCUCCAGAGACAACUAGUGAGCUAUUGCUCUCCUUUUUCAGUAGGCAUGGGGAGAUAGAGGAGGGUUCUGUUGCAUAUGAUAAAGAGACAAACAAAUCGCGUGGCUUUGGCUUUGUCACAUAUAAGAAUGUGGAAGCUGCAAAGAAAGCUUUAGAUGAUCCACAAAAGAUGUUUGGGGGGAGAAAUAUCACUGUGAAGCUUGCUGAUAAUUACAAGGGCAAGGUUGUGCAAUCUCAGUUAACUGCAGCAGUGGUUCCAGUACCAGUACAGAUGACGGGCUUUACAGCUGCAUACCCACCAAAGUCUUAUGCUGGAGCUCCAGCUCCUGUUGGCUAUACAUAUCCUCAACCUAUGGCUACAUACCCUAAUGCCCCCUAUGCGAGUCCACCUACUCAAGCUGCUCAAUACUCUGUCCAACCUCAGUUUUCUGUAGCAUACGGUUAUCACUGUUACUGUUUUAGUUUUGCAGAAUUGGGGGCAGUUAAACAGUUGAACGGUGUUUAA